AUGACGACGACGACUCUUACCGCUCCUACCGCGACGACGACGACGCGUUUUGGCACAUCUGUUAAAAGUACCGCGAGAAGAUUGACUGUCGCUGAUGCUCGUUUACGUCGUCGUUUUGAGAUGAGAAAAGGAGUAGUCUUUCGUUCAUCAUCAUCAUCAUCAUCAUCGUCGUCACUCAGAAAUUAUGAUGAUGAUGAUGAAAGAACGCCGAGCACGUCGUACGACGACGACGAUUCAAGAAGAAGAAGAACAAAAAGAACGACAUCCAUCCUUCUCUCCUUAGCCACGGCGUUCUCGAUGGGAUUUGGAGCCCAAAUCGGGGACUUCUUUUCUGCUCGAGCGGAAUUUUUAGACGACAGCGUAAAAUCGGAGGUGACGGAUUUACGGGUGAAACAACUCGACGGGGUUGAUUUUUAUUCCAAGUCGGAGCACUCGAACGAAGACUUCUCAAACUUGGAUUUACGAGGGACGAUUUGGGUGGAAGCCGAGCUACGGAACACGAAUUUCUCAAAGUCAGACAUGCGAGGAGCAGUGAUGACGAGGUCGAUAAUGCCGAACGCGGACGUGCACGGGUCGGACGUUUCGAACGUGCUGUUCGAUUACGUUCUGUUGCGAGGCGCGAACUUUGAAGACGCGGUGGCAGUUGGGGCGAACUUUAUUCGGUCGGAUAUGGGCGAGAUGAAAAUUAAGAACGCGGAUUUUACCGAGGCAGUUAUCGAUCGGUACCAGGUGUUAGGUUUGUGCGAAACCGCGGAAGGGGUGAAUCCGUACACCGGAGUGGAUACGAGGAUGAGUUUGGGGUGCGAUUCUUUCGUCAAGAAGUACGAAGGGAGCGGGCAAGGAGGGAAAAUUGAAGUGAAAUGCAUCGGGAAGUGCGAAUAA
Molecule: messenger RNA, 882 nt
Organism: Bathycoccus prasinos
Lineage: Eukaryota; Viridiplantae; Chlorophyta; Mamiellophyceae; Mamiellales; Bathycoccaceae
Product: pentapeptide repeat-containing protein
Exons: 1
Coding region: 1-882 (293 amino acids)
Source: RefSeq, a predicted model, not a curated record